AUGACCAAAAAGAAACCCUCUCCACAAAAUCGCAUCUGGGAGAAGGAGCGACGGGAACGGUUGAACAAAACAUUCGAAGAUCUUCAACGUCUUCUUCCUGACCAUGAACCAACAUCAACGCUCAGCAAGGUGGAAAUCCUCCAACGGGCCAUUGAGCUUAUUACUAAACUACAAAAAAAGAUUAAGGUGCUGGUAGAAGAAUGUAACGAUCCACUGAAAGAACAUGUUAAGGAGCAAGAGCAACGUCUAAAGCGGAUGCUAGUGAGAAAUGAAGAACUGGCGGGAUUAUUGCGUAAGGCAAAAAUUAACGUUCCACCGUGCAAGUAUACGAUAGCCGAGGAGGAAAUACAGCGACAAAGUGAGGAGAAAGAAAAUGGAAAUCGGGAAAAGAAACCGGCACCGAAGCAACGUCGCACCGGAACAGCUCCCAAAAAACCACCUGUGAUAGCUAAACAGCCUCCAGCGAGUGUAGCGAGUUCGGAGUCUUUAGAGUUAAGUGUUGUUAAAUGUGUUCCAUCGACAGCAAACGGAGUGAACAUAGCCACCAGUAGUUGCAGUUCUUGUAACAUCUUAUCUUCUACUACUGGUGCACCUACAUUGAGGCACUUCAAUGGAAUAGGUCCUGGAAAUGGUGUGAACGUCACACCUGCUCUACAUCCCACACCGAUAAUGACCACAAGUGUAAUAAUAUCAAACAACGGUAAUCUUGUCCAGGUACCAAUCGUGGCGCCACCCUCAUCCCUGCUAAUCGUGGGCAACGAGGAUGUUCGAUCGAAGAUUAAUCUUAAAAAUCGUCCUCCUGACGCCAGCUCUGCACGAUAUAGGAGCAAACGGGGUAAAUUUACCAUAAAAUCGAUUGAUCUUAUCCCGGGCAGGAUAGUGAACGGCAAGAUACCCAUACCACCGUUACGAAGAAGCACGUCCGAUACCUUGAAAUCUUCAAAAGCGCCCAGAUUGAAACGGAAGCGGUUGAUUGAAAAAUGUAUAAGAUUACGAAAAUCCAGCACACCAAGUACUACCACUACUAGACAGAGCAAAAGUCACGAUGCAUCGGCGGCAAAACGUGCACGGCUCCAUGAGAUCGGAAAAGCUCACAACGAAACGGUAGCGAAAGGUGAUGGCGAAACUCAACAAAAAGAAAACGAACACGAGCUUCAACAAUCGUCUUCGUUAGCAUCAGCAAUUAGUAAAAACGCAUCCAAGGAACAACAGAAAGAUGCUCAAUCGAAUGUGAAUGAUCUUGCACGGGAAACGCAACUGGAUAUAAGUUUAAAUCAAACUGAACUAGCGGAAGACAUUUUUGCAAAUCUGCACGUUGGCCCCGAUGGUUCGAAUGUGCAUGGAAAUAAUGAAGAUGGUACCCUAUCACCGACCGCAGCUUAUCUAAUGAGCUUUCCGAUUGUAGCCGGUGGUGGAAAAGCAGCAGGCAAUCACGCGGAUACCGGAGAAGGUGACGAAUGUCACGAUACGACGCCAAUAGAACACCCACCAUCGAAGUCUAACAUCAUUUCAACUAACGAACAAACGAAUGGUAUAAUAUUAGAUAGUUUUUCAUCGUAUUUCAACUAUGGACACAUUGAUACGAUGAGUGUUGGAAGCGUACCAACAGUGGGGCUUGAUGUUUCAACCCUCCAUUCGAUCCCUGCCUUGGCUACUAACGUAUCGGCAGCGGUGACGACAGCAUCCAGCACCAUUACGAUUACUGGCUCCUCCACGAAGGAAAACAGUUUCACCAAUUUCCCCACCAUUUACCAAUCGAUAGAUAAUAUGCUUGAUAACAGACCUGUAGCAGCAAACAGAUCGACAACGGUUGGUUCCACGAAUAGAUCACUCUCAACGGACACAGAAUUCCCCGGCAGUGCAACGUUCACAUUCACGCUUACAUCUAACACAUGUACAGCCCCGACGACGGCACAAUCUGCGAUCGGUUCGACACAUUUUUAUGGUUCUUCGUGUGGCGCACUUAACCCGGUGAAAACGGUAGACGAGUUUAGCUCAGUGAUCGAAAAACCAUCGAUCGAAUUCACAUUCUCGCUAACUAGCACGACCGCUUCACAGCCCCGAAACGUUCAAUCUCAGUAUACGAACAGUACGAUGCUAGCGACAACGAUGACCACACCGUCGUACGAGACGUACGGAUACUUUCACAAAACUGUUGCCAAACCGGCCAAUUAUUGUGCAUCAUUUAAUGUGCUCGAUCCGUUACUAGCAACCGAAAAGCCCGCCACCAGCUUUACGUUUAGCCUUACGUCCUCUACUAAGACGGAACCAGCAUAUGCGCAAUCCUCGAUUGUGACGGUGUCCUCCACCAACACUACGCAAACGUACGGAACGCCACCGAAGCUGUCCACCAAACAAUAUCAUCAGCCAACGGGAGACAACUUCCCGGCCAAGCAAACACCUGCUGCAAAGCCGGAUAAAGUCUCCCAGAGGACAAACAAAGGAAACGGCUUACAUCAUCAACAACAGAAUUCGCAGAAUCAAUCUCAGCUACAGCCAGCACCUCAACAGCAGACACAAUCCAAGUACGACGUUUCCUGGAUGGCAGCAGGAGUACAUAACGGCCAAUCCACAAUUUCAUCGCACAUCACUCAACAUCAACAACCACAGCAAACGAGCUAUGAGUCUGCCCCCUCGAUCGAGUUCCCGACAUCGGUAGGAUAUACCACCACGAGCAACUACAAAUCGGACAUCUUUUUCGCACAUCCACCAGGCGAAGAGCAUAACCUAACAUGGUCGUCCCCCAGCAAACUAUCCAACAUAUUGAACGAUAGUUCUUCUCCAUACUUUCCUCCCGUAACGCUUCCCACACUAAAUGGCGAUUUAGCACUCAACACCUCCGGGGGUGUUAAUUCAUUUGGCGGUGUGAGUGCUGGCACCAGCAAUAAGCCAACUACCGUUGGAAGCUGCAAGGUCGCUACUAAUCAUGUCAAGAAAUCGUACACGCACAGUAGCUCUGUUGGGACGGUACAGAAUGAAGCACCAUCCAGUGGUAGCUUCCUGUCAGUAAGCCAGCUCGUGAAUGAGCCCUCGAAAUCCUAUUCCAGCAGUACGAACAGCAAUGUUGCAAUGGGCAGCAAUUCCGGCAUUUGUACACAGAAACCGACUAACAAUAACUAUUCCGCCGAGGCUUUGAUAGGAAACUCGUACUCCACUCACUCGAGCUAUCCAUCCGUUGGGCUCGAGAAUGGACGGAAGGAUAAGACGUUUGAUUACGGCUCUAACACGCUGGAGAGUGCUGCAAGUACAGCAGGUCCACUCAUACUAAACUUCGAUUCGUUUGGAAACUCCUCCGGGAUGGAUUACAAUAAGGGAUACAAUUUUGGUAACCAGCAAAACGGGUACAUUACCUCGUCGUACGGAGAAACCACGUACAACGGGUCCGGGAAUUGCGGUGCAUCGAACUCUGCCACCUCGGCCAGCAUACCUUACUACGGGAAGUCAUCAGUAACGCAAGGUUACUACAACCAAUCGAAUUCGGAAGGUUCAAUGUUGGAGACGGGAUCUUCUGCAACCGUUACCAACUAUCCCAACACCAGCCAUCCCCAAUCGAUGGGACAAGAUUAUACACCCUACUAUCUUCCAUCCUUUGGGGAGAAAAAGCAAUAUCCCGCAUCAACUCAUGGUGGGCCUUCCGAGCACUCGGGUGCGAAAAGUAAGAAAAGCCACAAACCAAGCACUACUGUUCCUGCGGUGGAAUAUGCCGGCCAUACUACUGUCACCUCUACGAUGGUUUCUACCACCAUGAGUUCUAGUACCUCAAGCUAUACCUACACGUCUUUGGGGAAUGUGUCAAACAAUGCAAUAAUUGGAUCGUCCGGAUCAUUGGAGCAUAGCGCAUCGCAAAUGGAUGCUUCAUUGUACCCAAACUACCACCAUCAUCACCGUCACAACUAUCACCAGCAACAGCAACAGCAACGAUUGCCAAAUCAACAACCUGGCAAUAUGGCAUCAGACGCUUACAGCACUUCCUCCUCAGCAACGGUCAGUCGCAAGCCUUCGACGGCAACCACCAGCACUGCUUCAUCGUACCACUACACGCAAUAUUCGUCCGAAAAAAUGCUCCAACCCGCUCAUCACGACACUCACCAGCAACAACCGUCAGCUUACUCAGCAUCAUUCGCUGGUGGCCACCAUCAUGCUCAUCAUUUGAAUCUUUCGUCCUGCAUAAAUCCCGCACCGGCAGUUAGCUAUGCGAACGUGCAUUCUACACAGUCUGCCUACGGUCAAACGUCCAGCUCCCAUCAGGGGCACUACUACCGACAGGCACACCAUCAGCAGCAACACCAGCAACUACCGGGCAUGGCGUCCAGCACGGUGGCUCCCGUACCCAACAGUAGCAGUGCCUCGAGUAGCACCAUAACAAACUUCAACCUGAGCACAAUAUGUCCGGAAAUUAACGACAAAACUGGUCGCUCAAGGGAUGGCCGAUCAGCUGUAACGUCCGUACCGGGAACGGUAGCUGCAUCCGUUCCCUCUAUAAUAGCACAUUGGUAA
Molecule: messenger RNA, 4497 nt
Organism: Anopheles marshallii
Lineage: Eukaryota; Metazoa; Arthropoda; Insecta; Diptera; Culicidae
Product: mucin-6-like
Exons: 4
Coding region: 1-4497 (1498 amino acids)
Molecular function (GO): protein dimerization activity
Source: RefSeq, a predicted model, not a curated record